CCAAAUCGGGUCGUUCAAACUGGAAAAAUUGCGUCUUUCUUGCAACAGCAAAGAGUUUGAGCUGAAGCAGGAGGUGGGUCAUUGUCAAUGGGGGACGAAGUGGAGAUUGAAGACGAUGCGAACCAGGACGCGCCUCGCGUUCGAGGCCGUCACAUCAGGAAGCGAGCUCUCAAGAACAAAGCUCUCUCGGUCACCUUCGACGAGAAGGACCUCAGGGACUUUGUGACGGGGUUUCACAAGAGAAAGAAGAAGAGGAGAAAGGAAGCGCAAAAGCAACAAGAAGAGGCGCAGCGCCGCAAGCGAAUCGAGCAGCGAAAGAAGAGAAAGCUAGAAAGAGAGCUUGCUUAUUAUGAUGGAGGUCCUCCAUCGAAUGAUACUGAACUUGAUGGAGACGAUGAGCUCUUAGAGAAUGAUGAGGAAACCCAGCCCCAAAUAUCUACAUCAGCAAUGGCAGUAUAUGAUAAUGGAGACAUGAAGGUCACUGUGAAAACAAGUGAGAUCGCGCCAGACGAAGAAAAUGAUCCCAUUGAGAAGACUUGGACCAGCAAAGCUACUCGAGCUGAUAAGGGGCACAGUGUACCUGUGAAUAAGAAAUCAUUCAAGGAGGUGGCAAAGCAUAAACCACACAGAAAGGUGCAGAAUAAGAGGGAGAAAUAUAAGGGCAAGAAAAAGAACAAGAAGACACGCUAACUCUUUGUUGCCAGUCUCACUUGAACUCCAUGCGAGAUUGAUGCGGCUGCUUUUGGCUGUCUGGAAUUCCUGGCGGGGCAAAGGUUUUGUUUAUGAGCCCGCCAGUUACGUAACUGCUGAGUGCUGACCUCCUUCCAUGAUCAUGGACGCACUUCCCAGUAAGCUAGCUUCCCCUGCUGUAAUAUAUUUCUUGGUUACUUUUCUUCAACAGAAUAGUGUAUUCAGAAACAUGUUACAACUUUCACUUUCUUUUUGUUGGGAAGUCCAACCUGAUAUUAUUUAUGCUUCGUGCAAUAUGAUGACCGGAUGUGCUUAGGUAACAAAUGCUUGCCCGGUUUCUUCUCAAUCCUGUUAUAGUUUCUGUGCAAUAAUUGAGAAAGAAAUUGGAGGUCUUGCCACU
Molecule: messenger RNA, 1090 nt
Organism: Rhodamnia argentea
Lineage: Eukaryota; Viridiplantae; Streptophyta; Magnoliopsida; Myrtales; Myrtaceae
Product: ribosomal RNA-processing protein 17
Exons: 4
Coding region: 88-690 (200 amino acids)
Cellular component (GO): nucleolus
Molecular function (GO): RNA binding
Source: RefSeq, a predicted model, not a curated record